UCAACCAGCCAGACAGUGAGCAGGGGCCUCCAAUUCCACAACGAGGAGAUCCCGGGCCCCAGCCGCCCGCUCCUGCCGCCUCGGACUGCUCUUGAGGAUGAACCAGCUUUGCCCCUGGGCACGAUGCGCCCUUCUCCACACAGCCAGCGCUGGGGGAGUCCUCGCCGGUGCCUUCUUGGUCCUGGGCUGCUGGGGGCUGUCGGACUUCCAGCAGAGCUUUCUGCAGGCUCUGGAGCCCAAGGAGGUGUCCUCUUACUUUGGCGCUGAUGCAGCCUUCGAAGUGCCCCGAUUCACCGUGGCUCCACUCACCUGCGCCUGCAAGGACCAGCUCCAGACACGGCCCUGCAGGGCCCUGCGCUGCUCCCUGAGUGCCCCAGGAGUGCCCUUCAUCUUCUCCUUCCGGGCCAAGCAGGGCCUCUUGGCUACUUCCUUCAUCCAAGAGCGCUUGGUGAACACCUCCCUCCAACUGCUAAAGGAGCCCCUCAGCCAAUGCUUCGUAGGGGAACGUGCCCUGCUGCCCCCUGGCACAGUGGCCAGGAUCAUGUACUGCUCAGGCUACUUGGAGGGCGACAUCCAGGUGGGCUCAGGCAGACUGUAUGUCCAGCCAGUGAAGAGGAAGCACUGGACGCUGGUGCCUCCCCGGAAGGGGGCCCUGCCCCACCUGAUCCACAGGCCUGCCACCCUGGGGUUUGCAAAAGAUGGGGACCUGGAGCCUCAAAGGUGGGACAUGGCUGCUCCAAGAUCACAUGGCUCAAGGGCACGGCAGAGAUCUGCAGCCUCCCAGGCCUGGCUGGCGCCCUCCACCAGGCUGCAUCAGGGAGAUCCUGCCCCUGGACUCUGGAGACAGAGACGAAGACGGAGAUGGGGACGGGCAGCAAGGGGCAUCCUGCACCUGGAGCUGCUGGUGGCCGUGGGCCCUGAUGUCCACCACGCUCACCAGGAAGACACCGAGCGCUACAUGCUCACCAACCUCAACAUCGGAUCCAAGCUGCUGAGGGACCCCUCCCUGGGGGUGCAGGUCCAAGUGCACCUGGUAAAGCUGCUCAUCCUUACAGAGCCCAAGGGAACCCCAAAUAUCACUGCCAACAUCACCUCAUCCCUGCUGAGCGUCUGUGAGUGGAGCCGGUCAGUCAACCCUGCUGACGACAGGGAUCCUGGGCACGCAGACCUGGUCCUCUAUGUCACCAGGUUUGACCUGGCGCUGCCUGAUGGCAGUCGGCAGGUGCAGGGUGUCACCCAGCUGGGGGGCGCCUGCUCACCCUCCUGGAGCUGCCUCAUCACUGAGGACACUGGCUUCGAUUUAGGGGUCACCAUCGCCCAUGAGGUCGGGCACAGCUUAGGCCUGGAACACGAUGGGGCGCCUGGCAUCGGCUGCGGGCCCAGUGGACAUGUGAUGGCAUCGGACGGCAUGGCCACCACCCACAGGGACCCCGUGUGGUCCCCCUGUAGCCGCAGGCAGCUGCAGCGGCUGCUUAGCACAGGGAAGGUACGCUGCAUGUGGGAUCCGCCAAGGUCACCUUGGGGACCCAUGGGGCACCUGCCUGACGCACAGCCCGGCCUCUACUACGGCGUGGAUGAACAGUGCCAGGUCGCCUUUGGCCCAGCUGCUGUUGCCUGCACCUUUGCCAGGGAGGGGCUGGACAUGUGCCAGGCCUUGUCCUGCCACACAGACCCCCUGGACCAAAGCAGCUGCAGCCGCCGCCUUGUCCCUCUCCUGGACGGCACAGAAUGCGGCGUGGAGAAGUGGUGCUUCAAGGGUCGCUGCCGCUCCCUGGCGGAGCUGACGCCGGUGGCAGCUGUCCACGGGUGCUGGUCCAGCUGGGGCCCCAGCAGUCCUUGCUCCCGCUCCUGUGGAGGCGGUGUGGCCACCAGGAGGCGGCGGUGUGACAACCCCAGGCCCGCCUUUGGGGGCCGUGCCUGCACCGGGGCUGAUUUACAGGCCGAGAUGUGUAACACUCAGGCCUGCGAGAAGACCCAGCUGGAGUUCAUGUCCGAGCAGUGUGCCCAGACGGACAGCCAGCCACUGCCCCUCUCCCAGGGGGGCGUCACCUUCUACCACUGGGGUGCCGCCGCGCAGUACAGCCAAGGGGACGCUCUGUGCAGACACGUGUGCUGGGCUAUCGGGGAGAGCUUCAUCGUGAGGCGUGGAGACAGGUUCCUGGACGGGACCCGGUGUGUGCCCAGUGGCCCCCAGGAGGACGGGACCCUGAGCCUGUGUGUGCUGGGCAGCUGCCGGACAUUUGGCUGUGACGGCAGGAUGGACUCUCGGCAGGUGUGGGACGUGUGCCGGGUGUGCGGAGGGGACAACAGCACAUGCAGCCCCCGGAAUGGCUCUUUCACAGGGGGCACAGCCAGAGAAUAUGUCACGUUCCUGACAGUCACUCCCAACAUGACCGGUGUGCACAUCGUCAACCGCAGGCCCCUCUUCACGCACUUGGCGGUCAGGAUCCAAGGGCGCUACGUGGUAGCUGGGGAAGCCGGCAUCGCGCCCAACACCACCCACCCCUCCCUCCUGGAGGACAGCCGUGUGGAGUACAGAGUGGCCCUCGCUGAGGACCAGAUGCCCCGCCUUGAGGAGAUCCGCAUCCAGGGGGCCGUCCAAGAAGACAUGGAGAUCCAGGUGUACAGGCGGUACGGCGAGGAGUACGGAGACCUCACCCGCCCGGACAUCACCUUCACCUACUUCCAGCCCAAGCAGCAGGCAGCAUGGGCGUGGGCCGAGGAGCGCGGGCCCUGCUCGGUGAGCUGUGGGGCAGGACUGCGCUGGGUGUCCUACCGCUGCCUGGACCAGGCCCAGAACAUGUGGGUGGAGGCCAGCUUGUGUCAAGGGAGCCCCAAACCCCCUGCCUGGCCAGAGCCCUGUGUCCCCGCAACCUGUCCUCCGCGGCAGGAGGUGUCAGAGCCUGACCUGUGCACAGCGGCGGGCUGUGGAGCCCGCCCAGCCUCCCCCAACAUGACGUGCGUGCAGGAGGCGGAUGGCCUGGGCUCCUCAGCAACUGUAGGGCCCUGCACCACCCACAAGAUGCCACCUGCUGGCAAGCCCUGUGUCGGGAUGGCGUGUCCUCCAGUCUGGGCUCAGCCCUCGGCCAACUCCACAGAGGACACUGCUACUGCCAAGAAGCCUGCAGAGGCCAAGCUGCAUCCCACAGCUCCAGAGGAGGAGGCUCCUGCUGCACACGUGUGGACACCUGUGCCCGGGCUGUGCUCCGUCUCCUGUGGGCAAGGACUGAUGGAGCUGAGCUUCCUGUGCAUGGACUCUGUCCUCCAGACGCCUGUCCAGGAGACACUGUGUGACUUGGCCAGCAGGCCUGGGAGCCGGUGGGAGGUGUGCCAGGCUGGCCCAUGUCCCCCUCAGUGGGAGGCCCGGGCCCUGGCACCGUGUCCAGCAACCUGCGGUGGGGGGCGGGUGCCCCUGGCCAUACGCUGCGUGAGAGUGGAGCACAACCGCCCUGUCCCUCUGCCUCACUCCGAAUGCUGGCCCGCCCCACAGCCCAGCCCCUUCCAGGACUGCAGCCCAGAGCCCUGCCCGGCCAGGUGGAAAGUCCUGUCCCUUGGCCCAUGCUCAGCCAGCUGUGGCCUUGGCACUGCGACACGCGUGGUGGCCUGUGUGCAGCUGGACCGGGGCCGGGACGCCGAGGUAGACGAGGCAUCCUGUGUGGCUUUGGUGCGGCCACAGGCCAGUGUGCCCUGUUUCGUCGCUGACUGCGCCUACCGGUGGCACGUCAGCCCCUGGAUGGAGUGCUCUGUCUCCUGUGGGGACGGCAUCCAGCGCCGGCAUGGCACCUGCCUUGGACCCCAGGGCCAGGCACCUCUGCCACCCAGCUUCUGCCAGCACUUGCCCAAGCCAGCAACGGUGCAAGGGUGCUGGGCCGGGCCCUGUAUGGGGCAGGGGGCCCCCAGCCUGAUGCCCCAGAAGGAUACCACCACUUCAGGCCCGACCAUGGCUGCCGCUGCUGGUGCCGCUCUGGCGUGGCCCCUGACUCCAGCCAGGGCCCGCCUCACCGCCCCAGUGUCUCAGCCUCCGGGGCCCCAGGACAGCCCAGCAGAGUCCAGUACCUGUGGCAGGCAGCACCUGGAGCCCACGGGAACUAUCAACAUGAGAGGCUCCGGCCAGGCGGACUGUGUGGUGGCCAUUGGGAGGCCCCUGGGGGAGGUGGUGGUGCUCCAGGUCCUCGAGAGUUCCCUCAACUGCAGCGCAGGGGAGUCGUUGCUGCUCUGGGGCCGGCUCACCUGGAGGAAGGUGUGCAGGAACCUGGCAGGAAAGACUUUUGGCUCCAAGACCAACACCCUGGUGGUGAGACAGCACUGCCUGCGGCCCGAGGGCGGAGUGGUGCUGCGGUAUGAGAGCCAGCCUGCCCCGGAAGCCUUCCACGGAGAAUGCGACACGCAGCUCUUCGGACCCCGGGGUGAGAUUGUGCGCCCCCUACUGAGUCCAGACGGGAGGACCGCAGGCGGCUGCAGGAUCUUCAUCAGCGUGGCUCCGCAGGCCCGCAUCGCCAUCCACGUCCUGGCCAACGGCGUGGGCGCUGGGGCCAAUGGCAGCUCCAUCUCAAUCCGGGACGCCCACAGCACGAGGACCACAACCCUCCAUGGGCAGCAGGCCCUCUACUGGGAGUCAGAGGGCAGCGAGGCGGAGGUGGAGAUCAGCAAGGACUUCCUGGAGGGGCAUGCUCGCCUUCGAGGCCACUACUGGACCCUCCCCUCGAGGGUGCUGGAGGGAGACCCUGUCUUAGGGGUCUCUCCAAGCAGCAGAAGGGAAGGGAGGGCGCCUGACACUUCCUGAGCCCAUCAGGUGUCCUGUCAAGCCUGGAAGUGCGUUCCAGCUCCGACUUAUGCAGGUCUCAGGGAUUCUCCUUGAGAGUCCUCUCCAGUGUGCAGAAACCUAGGGGUGGGAGGUGGAGGGCUGAGGAGAGCGCUCCAGCCUCUCAGGUACCAAUAAAGGAAACAGGAGGCCUGACCGGCCUUUCUUCAGGUGAACUGUCCAAGCCUGGCUUGACACGGGCCCUGCCUCAGGGCAGGGUUUCCCUGGGUGUAAUCGGAUUA
Molecule: messenger RNA, 5043 nt
Organism: Chinchilla lanigera (long-tailed chinchilla)
Lineage: Eukaryota; Metazoa; Chordata; Mammalia; Rodentia; Chinchillidae
Gene: Adamts13
Product: ADAM metallopeptidase with thrombospondin type 1 motif, 13
Exons: 32
Coding region: 98-4783 (1561 amino acids)
Biological process (GO): proteolysis; extracellular matrix organization
Cellular component (GO): extracellular matrix
Molecular function (GO): metalloendopeptidase activity
Source: RefSeq, a predicted model, not a curated record